Penicillium vulpinum is the source of this 1680-nucleotide messenger RNA. Its product is annotated as nucleobase cation symporter-1 family protein. The transcript is spliced from 6 exons. NCBI's taxonomy places the organism in Eukaryota, Fungi, Ascomycota, Eurotiomycetes, Eurotiales, Aspergillaceae. Gene Ontology annotation, biological process: nucleobase transport; transmembrane transport. Gene Ontology annotation, molecular function: nucleobase transmembrane transporter activity. Bases 1 to 1680 code for a protein of 559 amino acids. Gene Ontology annotation, cellular component: plasma membrane. The record is from RefSeq and is a predicted model, not a curated record.
AUGUCCAAACUAUCACGGCUCCAUGAGCUCUUAAUAGUGAAAAGAACUGCAAGAGAUGGACUCGAUCGCCCCGUUGAUAUGCUUGACAAUGACUCUAUCCGACCGACACCAGUAAAAGAGCGAACAUGGUCCCAACUCACCUAUAUCAUGUUCUGGUUCUCUGCGACUGCGAACGUCAGCAAUCUAUACACAGCUUCCACGGGAAUGUCCAUGGGACUGACUAUGUGGGAAGCGAUCGGGUGCUCCUUCGCAGGCCAGAUUCUUGCCGGUGUGUUGAUGGCUAUCAACGGACGUGGUGGUGCUAUGUACCGCAUUCCCUUCCCCGUUCUUUGUCGCGCCAGCUUUGGACAUUGGGGAGCAUUAUGGCCGACUUUUAAUCGUGCGGCCAUGUCAAUUGUAUGGAACGGUGUGAAUUCCGUUCAGGGAGGGCAAUGUUUAUAUGUCUUCCUCCAUGCUAUAUUCCCUUCCAUUGAAAAUAUCCCGGAUAAGAUGGGAUCCAAGUCGGCUUUGACCUCAGCACAAAUGAUGUGUUUCUUCGUCUAUUGGUUUAUCAAUUGCGCAUUCUUGAUAGUGCCGGUACCGAAAAUGAAGGGCCUGGUCUAUGCCAAAGUCGUGGUCUAUUUCGGCGCAGCCUUUGCUAUGCUGGGAUGGACUGUGAGCCUGGCCGGUGGCUCUCUGAAGUCAAUUAAUGCACCCUCAGAGAUUAAGGGCACCGAGAAAAGUUAUCUUAUUUUCAAGUUUUUGUUCUUGGGACUUGCAAGUUGCGGAACUUUCAUUUCCAACGCGUCUGAUCUCCAGCGAUAUGCUACAAAGCCUAAUGAUGUCCUCAUCGGCCAGUUUGUCAGCUUCCCAUUGUCGAACUUUUUAGUUGCUAUUCUCGGCAACCUCAUCGCAUCAGCUAGCAAAGAAAUCUUCGGAGAGCUUAUCUGGAACCCUCUGCAAUUCUUGGAUAAAUUGAUGGAAGGAGAGCGGUACACCUCUGGCAACCGCACGGCCUGUGCCUUUAUUGCUCUGGCAUUCGUUUAUUCAACUGUCUUUUCUGCCAUUUUCGAGAACUCUAUCCCUGCGGGUAACGACAUUGCAGCUCUGCUACCACGAUACAUUUCAGUCAAACGAGGAUUCUUCAUCUGCGCCGUCCUCUCCUACGCCAUCUGCCCCUGGUAUCUCCUCGCAUCAGCCUCAAUCUUCAUCACAUUCCUCUCCUCCUACCAAAUCUUCCUAUCAGCAAUCACCGGAAUUCUGAUCUGCGACUACUACGUUAUCCGCCGAGGACUACUCAACAUUCCGGCCCUCUAUGUCACGAAACCAAGUCCGUACCGAUACUUCCACGGAUUUAACUGGCGCGCAUUCUUGGCCUAUGUUAUUGCUAUUGCGCCGAACUUCUACGGUUUCCUUUUCCAGAUGGGUGUCAAGGCACCUCUAGGUAUCCAGCGAUUCUACUAUAUCGCUUACCCUACCGGUCUGAUAAUCGCAUUUGGCGUUUAUUACUUGUCAUGUUUGGCUUCCGCCCCGCCUGAUAUGAAGAAGGCAUCUGGAUGGAUGGAGCCCAAGGACUUUGUGGAAGAUGAUGAUGUCGUUGGGAGUGAUGGGUAUACCAUCGAUGCAGUUGAUCCUGGUUACGCGGAGAAGGGGGCUGUUGCGGUUACUCGAACAACUCAUGGUGAAAAGAGUUCAUUUUAA